GCCAACGCCAGUGACGCAGUGGGCUCACCGUUCGAUACACAUCGCGAGGGAUAUGGCGUGUCAAGAUACAGGAAAUGACGACAAGAGGGAGUAGGAGCAGCGUCUAGAGUCAACAUGGCUGGCGUUCAAUACAAGUUGUUACUUUGGGUUUGUGGGGGAGGCGCCAGGCUCGCAGGGACAGACAAUAAUGAUUUGGACUGCGACGGACUGUGGCGGCUGUACUUCGUACCCAGUGAAGAUGGACAGCCUCUUGUGCCAGGGUCGCUCCAUCCGAGAGCCACGUCAAAGAGCAGGGCAGAGAAGACGGUACCGUACAUCGCUUUCGACACAGGGAGAGGCCCUGCCCUAGCAGCUUCUCGCGGCGCGUGUCAAGUCAAGAGCACUACUCAGCCGCGUGUUGCUGACCUACCUCUCUACGGCGUGGGAUCUCGUGUCGUGCAAUCGCUACCUGCGAGAGCAUGCUGCCAAAGUUUGAGUCGUAUCCAUUGCGAUACGGGCUGGACCGGGCUGUGCUCACGGCGGCUAGCAGCAGUCAAAGGUUGCCAUGCGAGGAGCGUCUGUCUGUAUAGACUCAGAAGCUGGUGUACCUUACGCCCGCCCGGCCAGGGAGGGUCCGCGGGUGCUGAUUCGCCUGCGUGUCGGAGGCGGAGGAUCCACAGGGUUGGCAGUAAUGUUUGCGUAUUACAGAAUAAUACAUUACGAGUGCCCGGGUUGUCUUGGAGGUGUCUUUUUUCCACGACGGCGGCCGCUUGGGGGUUCGGUUGGUACAGUACAGUACAGUAGGGUGGGUGCUGACGCGGGCUCGGCGCUCGUCCCCCCGGCCUUCAGCAGCACAAACCUCGACCCUCGUCGACCACCAACUCACAGCCCGCAGUGCAGAUCUCCAAGAUGCAUCCCUGCGCUCGCUGAGUCUUAUCAUCAACGCUGUGCAGCCGUCC
Molecule: messenger RNA, 938 nt
Organism: Cucurbitaria berberidis CBS 394.84
Lineage: Eukaryota; Fungi; Ascomycota; Dothideomycetes; Pleosporales; Cucurbitariaceae
Exons: 1
Coding region: 115-783 (222 amino acids)
Source: RefSeq, a predicted model, not a curated record